CGGCGGGCGGGGGGCUCGCCCCACUCCCGCCCAGCGCAGCCGCCGCGGCGGGGCUGGCACCACCCGACGUGCCGCACCAUGGGCAGCCAGGGCUCCAAGGCGGCGGGCGGAGACCCCGACACCGCCAAAGCCAACGGGCAGGAGAACGGCCACGUGAUCUACAACGGGGACAUGACGCCCAAGGUGGGGGUCGAGGUGUCCCCCCAGAACGGGAACGGCUCGGCUGAACCCCCCAAGGAGGAGAGCGAGGGCGAGCCGGGCGGGGGGGACGCCAUCGAGCCCGCCCCCCCCGCCGACGGCGGGGACCCCAAGCCCGAAGAAGGGGCCGCGGCCCCCAAGGACGCCCCCAAGAAGAAGAAGAAGUUCUCGUUCAAGAAAUCCUUCAAGCUGAGCGGGAUCUCGUUUCGGAAGAACAAGAAGGAGGCCGGGGACUCCUCUGGCUCCUCUCCCACGGAGGAGCAGGGCAAGGGCGAGGAGAGCCCCGCGGGGGGGGUGCAGCCCUCGGCUCCCCCCGAGGAAGGGCCGGCCGAGGAGCAGGGGGGCCCCGGGGAGGGCAGCGAGGGAGCUGAGCCCAAGGGGCAGGAGGGGGAAGCCGGCGGGAGCAAGGAGAAGGAGGAGGAGGAGGAGAAGGAGAAGCAGCAGGCGGGGGAGAGCCAAGGAGGAGACACAGCCAAACCCGAGGAGCCCUCGAAAGCCGCGGGGGCCGAGCCCACAACAAGCCCCGCGCCGGCGGUGGAGCAGAAGGAAGAGUAGAUUCCACUUGGCAUCGUCCUCACUGGAGACUCUCACGCCGUCCUCUCCAUCCUGGAACACCACGGACUCGCCCACACAAUCCCCCCUCCACCCCAGGCCCACCUAGAACUGACACCACUCCCCAGACCCCACACGCCCCUCGAGGUAUUUCUUCCUUCCCCCUCUCCUCCCUUUUUUUCCCCCCUGGUAGAAAAGCUGGUUUGGAUUCCCACACCACUGCCACCACUUGGAGUAGUUUUACCUGAGUCCUUUAAAAAAAAAAAAAAAACAAAAACAAAAACUGGGGGAGGAAGAUUAUUAUCCUGGACAUCACUGGAGUUUUACAGUUUGUAAGAAAACAGAUCCCACGUUCCUGCUCUGGAUCUCUGCGGCCUCCAGACUGUCCCUUCUCCUCCCAGCAGCUUUCCAAGCCCACUGACUGUUCAAUGGAUUCUUUUUUUUUUUUUCUUUUUUUUUCUUUUUUUUUUUGUUGUUUUGUUCUUUAUUUCUCGGUUUACAUUCCUGGUUCUGACUUCAUUUAAAGUAUUUUGUGCUUUUUAUAGAAAUCGAUGGUUUAAAAGCUAAUCUGGUUAGUUUUUUAUAAUGUCUUAUAUUGGCUUAAAACCAUAAAAGCUUGUAAGUCCGCUGUGUUUAAUUCUGCUUCUAAGGGAUAACUUUUAGGGUGUGGGGUGGAGAGAGGGGGCCCUGCCAGCUGUAUAAUGUGAAGCAAAACGUUUGUUUUCUCUGUAAAUAAUUUUUUUAAUGGCCAAACCACUUGAUUUGCAAUUUUCUAACUUGUAAAAAAAAAAAAAAAAAAAAAAAAGCAGGAAAAAAAAAAAAAAGGAAGAAAGAAA
Molecule: messenger RNA, 1586 nt
Organism: Myiozetetes cayanensis
Lineage: Eukaryota; Metazoa; Chordata; Aves; Passeriformes; Tyrannidae
Gene: MARCKSL1
Product: MARCKS like 1
Exons: 2
Coding region: 79-753 (224 amino acids)
Biological process (GO): actin filament organization; central nervous system development
Cellular component (GO): cytoplasm; plasma membrane
Molecular function (GO): actin filament binding; calmodulin binding
Source: RefSeq, a predicted model, not a curated record